This is a messenger RNA of Cordyceps fumosorosea ARSEF 2679, 1392 nucleotides long. RefSeq lists its product as hypothetical. The transcript has a single exon. The record is from RefSeq and is a predicted model, not a curated record. Lineage: Eukaryota; Fungi; Ascomycota; Sordariomycetes; Hypocreales; Cordycipitaceae. The coding region runs from base 1 to 1392 and encodes 463 amino acids.
AUGCCUCUUCAGCUUCUCUCCCUGCCUCCGGAGAUUUUGGUGGCCAUGGUUGACCACCUAGCCCCUUCCCAGGCAGAUUUUGACAAGUUUAGUGAUGGGUUCAAGCCCGACAUCAGCCUUUACAGGCUGGCACAAACCUGCACAGUUUUUCGGGACAUUUGCGUCCCGAGGCUGUAUGAUAUUUGCAGCAUUAAGACUGGCGCCAACUUACGUCGCAGCCUCUGCAUUAUCCGCACUUUGAUCGCCCGACCCGAGAUUGCAAAACGGGUGAAGAGAAUCAUUAUCAGCGCAUCGCUUUUCCCCAAGGGCUAUCGGGAAUCUGAAAUCAUCAUUUCGACCGAAGAAGCUGCGCUCUUUAAUCAUGUCCUGAGAAGGGGACUCAAAAUGACCGCUGCUGCCCCUCUAUCCAAGGUGGUGGCUGGAGAUCGCAUGGAAUACCAAAGCAUCAGCGAAUCUUUGGUCUGUGUCGCCCUUACCCUUACUCCCAACAUCACAAGCGUCAUCCUCUUAUCCAGAUCCAACAGGAUGUUUGGAUCCCCGCCGGAAUACAUCCCUGCCGACUUUCAAGCCGACUAUUUCCCGCUCCUCGAGACAUUCUCAGUCCAGAACGCAAGCACAGAUCCGGCAACAGCAUUUGACAAAGCAAUUGGCAUGCUGCCGCAUGCUGCCCCUAGGGUGAGACGAUUGUUUGGCUGGGGUAUUGAUCAGCUCCCGGAGACCGCGUACCCAUACGUCAAGCAGGUCGUGCUUGGGCGUAGCCGGUUGAGUAGCACAGAGAUGGAACGUCUCCCAAGAGUGUUUCCGAACCUGGAGCGCUUUACUUAUGUAGACGUCGGACCAACCAUCUCCCGCAUGCCUGACAAGGCAGCCCCGCCGGUCAUCUUUGAAGCGCUCCUUGCUCUACGUAAAACACUGAGCCAUGUUGAGCUUGGGAAGCACAUUUGGCUUACGAGAAGGGCGAGCAGCUUCACAAGUGUCAGAAGACCACCCAACGAAGUACUGAAGAGUCUUGCCCAGAUGGAGGUGCUAGAAAGUCUCACACUGCCGACGUCGUUCAUUUAUGCGGCUCUUGAAGAGGCGGAUGGUCCGGACCAUCUUCAUGCGGAAAGGAAAUUGGCACAGUUUCUCCCAAGAUCGAUAAGGAGCCUUUACCUGGAAGACGUACAGGAGUCGGACGAGGCGGACCUCCUGGCUUUGGCCCAAGCUGCGCCGCGGCAGUUUCCCAACUUGGCACAGGUCAGGUUUGCAACCUGGUCUCCCUUGGAACAGUUACCAUUCAAGGAUGUCGUACGUCCCGCGUUUGAAAUGCGGAAGAUCAAGUGCCGUUUUGAAGUAGUCAACGGGGGCAAUUACAUGAGCGCCUUUGCCUCAGUACCAGAACACUGGAAAUGA